Messenger RNA from Musa acuminata AAA Group (dessert banana), 657 nucleotides. RefSeq lists its product as uncharacterized. The record is from RefSeq and is a predicted model, not a curated record. The coding region runs from base 1 to 657 and encodes 218 amino acids. The transcript is spliced from 3 exons. Lineage: Eukaryota; Viridiplantae; Streptophyta; Magnoliopsida; Zingiberales; Musaceae.
AUGGUCGGGAGCAGCGCCAUGGCCGGGUUGAUCGCCGGCACUGGGAGCGGGAUCGUGAAGCAGUACAGCCUCGGGGGGGAGAGUUCUAGUGUACGGGACGUCGCUGAUCACGCGGCGGUCGUCGAGGCUGUACCUCGUCUUCGUGGUCGGCCCCGACGACAACGCCCCCUCUUCGUCGAAUUAUCUGCUGCCGGAGCAUCGGGACAAGGACUCCGUCUCAGUGUGGUGAGCUCGGACGACGGCGGCGGCGGAGACGGCGAGGGAGGCGACCCGGUGUUCGGAUCGCCGAGGCAGCACGCGUUGCUGGUGAUGCUGGCCGGGGUGAGGGGUGCUGAUGCCGGUGGGCCUCGCGGUGGUGCGUUUCUUCAAGGACUGGGAUCCGCUGUGGUUCUACUCCCACGCGUCGAUACAAGGGCUCGGGUUUGGGCUGGGCGUCGCCGGGGCGCAAGUGGCGUGGACGUCCACAAGGGACUCGGCUUCGCCAUACUGGUGACGGCCGUGCUCGCUUGCCCUGACAAGGCGUCCAGGGCGGCGAAGUACUGGAACUGGUUUCACCGCUACGUGGGGCCUCGCUUACGGCGUUGGGGCGAUCAUCGCUGUGACUUCGGAGACCAGAAGGUGCAUUGCGAGGUACGAGUGAGCGAGAGCAGAAGUUAA